Plasmodium yoelii is the source of this 1095-nucleotide messenger RNA. RefSeq lists its product as uncharacterized. Gene Ontology annotation, biological process: metabolite repair. NCBI's taxonomy places the organism in Eukaryota, Apicomplexa, Aconoidasida, Haemosporida, Plasmodiidae. The record is from RefSeq and is a predicted model, not a curated record. Bases 1 to 1095 code for a protein of 364 amino acids. The transcript has 3 exons. Gene Ontology annotation, molecular function: ATP-dependent NAD(P)H-hydrate dehydratase activity.
AUGGAAGAAUUUCCAUUUUCUUCGUCACUUGAUCUUUCCAACCUAAAUAAAAUGCUAUCAUAUGAACAAUUAUACGAAGUAAAGAAACAUAUUUUACCUGAACUUUUAGAAAAUGGAUAUAAAGGUUAUUUCGGAAAAAUAUGUGUAAUUGGUGGAAAUGAAAUAUAUUCUGGAGCCCCAUUUUUAUCGGCUUUAACCACACUUAGAUUAGGAGCCGAUUUAUGUUUUGUUGUGUCUUCAAAGGAAUGUAGUACACAUUUAAAAAAUUAUAGUCCCGAAUUAAUUGUAUAUCCAUAUCUAUACACAAAUAAAUUUCCAAAAGAAAAAAAUAAUUAUAAAGAUUUAGAAAAUUGUGUAAAAUAUUUAUCAAAUAGAAUUGAUAGUUGUGUUAUUGGACCAGGACUUGGAAAUAUAGACAAAGAAACAGAAAAUUGCUUAAAAUAUAUUAUUGAUAUAUUUAUAAAAUCAAAUAUAUUUUUAAUAUUAGAUGCUGAUAUUAUUCAGUUUAUUAUUACUAAUACAUAUUUAUUUAAUCUUGUUAAAAAUUAUAAGAACUGUAUAUUUACCCCUAAUAAAAAUGAAUUUAAAAAAAUGAUAUAUUUUUUAACUGAAAAAAAAAAUAUACAAUUUAAUAAUCUCUAUACAAAUCAAAUAAUAUUAUAUGGUCAUGAAAUAAUAAAACUAUUUAAUGGACCCAAAAUAUUAAUAAAAGAUUCUAAUGAUAUUUUCAUUUCAAAAAACCUUUUUUUUAUUUCUUCAAUUCAAAAUCAAUCAUUCAAACGCUUGGCAGGCUUAGGUGACAUUUUGACGGGGCUUUUGGCUGUGUUCCUUGCCUGGGGGUCCAAGAAAAAAGAGGCACUUUUACCCGAAAUUAAAGACAAAUUUUUAAUUAGCGAUUUAUGUGAAUAUCACGAAUAUUUAGAUGCCAUUUCAACUUUCAAUGCAUCAUAUUUACUCAAAUAUAUAUGCAAAGAAACUUUCAAAACAUUUCACAUUGGUAUGAUUGCUACAGAUGUAAUAAAUAACAUUCCAUUAUAUUUCCAACAAAUUUAUUGUGACCAACCCAAGAAAACAGAUGAAUCUAUAGAAAGGUAA